Molecule: messenger RNA, 3641 nt
Organism: Galleria mellonella (greater wax moth)
Lineage: Eukaryota; Metazoa; Arthropoda; Insecta; Lepidoptera; Pyralidae
Product: titin-like
Exons: 9
Coding region: 417-2798 (793 amino acids)
Source: RefSeq, a predicted model, not a curated record
UUCCGAUUUGCGUCCCUGUGAAAUUUAUAUUUAAUUAUUUUAUUAAUUUAACCAAUACCAUAGUAAUGAUUUCACAUUAUUACUAUAAUUAAUAAUAUAGUGUGAUACGUUACAUUAGUUUGGGACAUUCCUGAAAAUAUUUAUUGUGAUUCAAUUAGUCACAAUGACCCCUGAGUUCACGGCUGCAGUUGCUUGCGCAUUGUGAUAUUACCCAAUUUGGGAUAGAAAUUCUAAACGUUUUAGUUAAUUGUCGUUGAUUGUGUCUAGAUAAGGUUCAUACGAGUAGUUAUAAACAGUAUCCGGUUCAAUGUCGUGCUUAUCGGUUUGCUGUGGUUAUAAUGGUAGUUUGGGAACCGUUCAAGCUGCGCGCGGCGUGCUGACACAGUGACUCGUGAAUCGUAAAUAUGUAAAUAAACAUGAACGAUAUAAGAGUGACAGUAGGGGAAUCUCUGAAGGACCAGGCCGUUGUUGAAGUGUCUCCAAAAACGGAGCAGAAUAGUGAGAAUGAAGUGGAUCCGUUGGCAAUAGAUGACGCCACAGUGGGCACAAAAGACCCACUCGUGGAUCCAAUAACAGAAGAAAAGAGUGAAAAGGCGGGAAACGUUGAUAUCUGUGAUGAUAAUGCCAAAGAAGAGAAGUCAAGUGAGAUAAAUGAAGAAAAUUGUACUGCCUCAAAUUCAGAGGUAGUCAAAGAAGAUGUGUUGAAAGAAGAUAGCAAUCCUCAGACCAGUAUUGUUGAAGAGAACAUACAACAAACAGGACCCACUCACAAUGAGCCUGAAGUGGUCCCAGAGGAAGCUGAGAUGCCUCCAGUACAAGUUGAAGUUCCUGAACCAAUUGUACCAGAUGUGAAAGAAACCAUAGUCCCAAAAGCAGUUACCCCUGAGAUGCAAAUAAAGGUACCAAGUCCCGAAACAGAGGCACCCUCUGAACCAAAGGAAGAGGUUAAAGCCCCGGAAAAAGAGCUUGUAGUGACUGAUGUUGAGAUGUUAGAGGCUCCAAAGGAGAUCCCUAAACCAAGCCAAGCCAAGGUGACUGAAGAAAAGGUUGAGAAGGUGGAAUCUAAGCCAUUACCACCCGUCAAUGGUGACUUAGCUAAGGAGGAGCAAGCGACGAAAAGACGUUCAAGCCAAGAGAUAGAGACUGAAUCCCCAUUAAAGAGACUUUGCCAAGAAGUUGAGAAGACUUUCCCGCAGCAUGAUACAAUGAUUAAUGAUUACAUACAAACAGCCACGAAGAACAAUAUAGACGAAAUCCAACGCCAUACGGAACAGCUUUUAUCUGAAAUCCAAACAUUAAGGGAACUGGCACAAAAAAAAGAACACGAAUGGAAUAAUAUUUUGCAUUUGAAAAAAGUUAAAGAAGAGAUUUUAUUAAGAUUGCUGAGGCGAAAGCAGGUGCUGUCCUUCGAGAAGUCGGCUGAAAUUAACGGGUCGGAUAGAACUGAUCCUUUCGACUACUUAAAUCAAGCCAAGAAUUUAGCGAUAGAUAAAAGUGAUGAGAUCUCAGGGUUGGCGAUUAAGCAACCAGGCUCCACCAUUAAUCCGUUGUUGGCUCAAGCCCAAGUGAUGCCGGUGACAAGUCAUUUCAACCCAAUGGCAGGGUUGCCACCCCCCUAUGAUAAGGCAGCUCAUAUGCAGUCGAUGCCAAAGCCGGUGUUCCCACAACAGAUGAUGAUGCCAGGACCUAUGCCGGGAUUUCCUAGGGACAUGAAUGGGCAGCUGCCGUCCAGUUUCAGUUUGCCAAUGGGUCGUCAGGGCCCCACGAAAGAUGUCAAGUCGAUAAUAGCUGACUACAGGCAACGGAAUCCUGAUGUGACUCCGAGAAGGGGCAGGAGAAUGAAGUCUAUCCUGAACCCGAAUAUGAUGAACGCCCCGAGACCGAUUGCGCCGAAAAUGGACGGUAUGAACAAUUUGAAUAACCUCAAUAUGCUCUUCAAUAGUUUGGAUAUGAACCAAAAAGCUAUGCUAGAACGUCUGCAACAGAUGCAAGCUGGUGGUAUGCCGAAUGGCCUCUCGUUCAAAGACGUUCUAGUCCAAUUCGCUAAUAUGCAGCAAGCGACUACAGGUUUAAUACCAAACAGGCCGGUCGAGAUGCCCCGGCCUGAUCACCAUAUCAGGCCGGAGGGUGCACCCCGGCGGAGGCAGGAGAGAAACCACGAAGAGGUCCAUAUGCCAGUUAAACAAGCCGAGAGACUCGCGUCACCCAAUCCCAGGUUGCCGCCGCCGCCUCCUUAUCCAGAAAUCUCGUUAUUACCAGUUACAACCAGCCAGGAGACGAGUCAAACGCAGAACUCCUUGCUUCAUGGAAUACUAACGAAGCAGGCGUCCCCUGCGACUCAGAGUUACUCGCCGACGUUGGCUAAACUGCUCACUUCGCCGGAACGGAAACAGAGCGCGCCAACGUUGCCAACUUUCGGUCAGGCCAAGAACUGCGGCGAGAUCACGAUCACGCCGGUACAGCCAGCGCCGCCGGACCCUCAGCCGGAGAAGGCUGAGGAGGUUGUGCAACUGGAUGACGAAGAGAGUGCAACGUCAUCCCCGUCGGGGCCGGGCUCGCCGUCCGGUUCGGGCUCCGGGCGGCUCGUGAUCGACGAGGGGGGCGAGGGGCACGCCGAGGGGGGCGAGGGCGGCGCGGAGGGGGCCGACGGCGAGGACGGGGCGGAGGCGCCGCUGUGCCAGGGCUGCCGCCGCCGCGACGCACAGUUCGUGUGCGCGGGCUGCGCGAACCAGUGGUACUGCAGCCGGGACUGUCAGGUGGCGGCGUGGGACGAACAUUCAGAAAUGUGUUCGGGCUAAUGUAUCACAAGUGGACGUCGCAACAUCGCUCUAAUGUCAUUUGCCUUAUAAACAUAUAUAUAUAUAUAUAUAUAUAGUAUGCGUAAGCGAAUCUCUCUGGUGAGUUUGUGGGUUUUUCUCUCCUGUAAUUUAUUAUUACCAAUGCUACCAACAUGUUCCUACGAAAUGUUCACAAAGUUGAAAUGUUUCUGUUCUUUCAAAUUUAUGGUGUACAGAAAAUGGGAUAUUUGACAGCUAUUUUAGUGUCUUUUUUUUUAAAUAUUGGACUGAAAAGUGUAUGGACUAUGAUAGAAAUACACUUGUCUCUAAAAAUAAUGAAUUUUAGAGAAUUAUAUUUAAUAAUAUGACCGUAGAAUCGAUUUUGUGUUUUAUUUCCAUUGAAUUAGAGAUGAUUUUUAAUUUUAGCGUUGAUACCGCUUGUCUGAUGAUUCAAUCAUUAAAUAUAAUUAUAAUAUUGUUAGUUUUUUAUGUUUAUAUUAUUAUUUCAUAUUUAUUGGGAGAAUUAAAAAAAAAUGGAGCGAAGUUUUUUUUUUUAUUUAUUUAUUUUUUAUUUUGAAAUAAGCUGAAUGAAACGUUGACGAUAAUGUAUGCGUAUAGAAAAAUAGUCGUCAAAUAGCCUAUUUUUGCUUGACUUUAAAUCGAAAUUUCCAGAAUAUAUUCCUAAAAUCAAGCUGUCUCAUAAAGUAUACUUACGUUUUGGAAAUUCUAGAUUUAAGUACGUUUGUGUAAAAUUAAUAAUGUACCACUUUUAAAAUUUUCGACACAUUAUAUUUGUUGUUUCGAUACAAUAAUAUGCCAGUAAAAAUAUUUAAUUACAGCUUCUAAUAUAUAUAUAUAUAUAUA